Messenger RNA from Nannospalax galili (Upper Galilee mountains blind mole rat), 3556 nucleotides. It is a transcript of the gene Znf667, whose product is annotated as zinc finger protein 667. Gene Ontology annotation, molecular function: DNA-binding transcription repressor activity, RNA polymerase II-specific. The transcript is spliced from 5 exons. The coding region runs from base 146 to 1978 and encodes 610 amino acids. Gene Ontology annotation, biological process: negative regulation of transcription by RNA polymerase II. The record is from RefSeq and is a predicted model, not a curated record. NCBI's taxonomy places the organism in Eukaryota, Metazoa, Chordata, Mammalia, Rodentia, Spalacidae.
CCUGGAGGCCAGUGCGCAGGCGCAGGGGUUCUGCUGUGUGCAGUUCUUGCGCAGCUGUGUGGCUGAGGAAGCUACAAGGAGGCAGCUCUGCCUGCUAGUACUCUGCCACACCCUCUGAUGUGGACCAUCACAGACUGGGGAAAGGAUGCCUGCAGCACGUGGGAAAUCGAAAUCCAAGGCAUCAGUGACUUUUGGGGACUUAGCCAUCUACUUCUCACAAGAGGAAUGGGAAGGGCUGAGCCCCAUUCAGAAGGAUUUGUAUGAAGAGGUCAUGUUGGAGAACUAUCAGAACCUGGUCUCACUUGGUCUUUGCUCCCGGAGGCCAAAUGUCAUCACUUUGCUCCAGAAAGGGAAACCACCAUGGAUGGCGGAACCAUCAAGGCAACGCCGGGGCCCAGAGUCAGGAUCUAAGUGUGAGACCAAGAAGUUACCACCAAAUCAAUUCAACAAAUCUGGGCAAAGGAUUUGUCAGAAACCAGUUUCUUCACAACAAAAGAUUCCCCCAGGGAAGACGAGCAACCUCAAAAAUUCGUUUGUAAGAGAAUCCAAGAAAGGACAUUCAGGGAAGAAAUCUUUAAAAUGCAAUCACUGUGAGAAAACCUUUAUUCGAAGUUUCUCUCUUAAACUUCAUCAGCAUUCUCACGAUGAAGAGAGGCCUUACGAAUGCAGUCAUUGCAGACAAGCUUUCAGACAGAUCCCAUCCCUCAUUCUUCAUCAGCGAAUUCACAAUGAGAAGAAAAGCUAUGAAUGUGAUAAAUGUGGGGAAAUUUUUAAUAAAAAAUUAACUCUUAAGGUACAUAGGCGACUUCAUAAUGGAAAGGAAAUUUUUAACCAGGGUAAGGCCUCGAGUUCAUGCCCAUCUCUCAGUGUACAUCAUAAUAUUCCCACUGUUGAGAAUAUACACCAGUGCAGAAAAUGUGGGAAAGCCUUCAGCCAGAUGUCAUCUCUUUUACUUCAUAAGAGAAUUCACAAUAGAAAGAAAAUGCAAAAAGACAGUAAGUAUGGGAGAGGCUUCAAAAGGAAGCCUGUCCUUGUCGUACAUAAACGAAUUUGUAUUAGAAAGAAAACCCUUGGCAGUGAGAAGGCCUUAAGUCAGACUCUCCCCCAGAGAAAUCGUCAUUUAGAGAAUCCUUUCACAUGCAGAAAAUGUGGGAAAUCCUUCAGUAGGAUUUCACCUCUAAUGCUUCAUCAGAGACGCCACACUUCAGGGAAACCCUAUAAAUGUGAUAAAUGUGUUAAAGCCUUUAGACGGCUUUCAACCCUUAUUCUGCACCUAAGAAUCCAUAGCGGAGAGAAGCUGUACAAGUGCAAUAAAUGCGACAGGGUCUGCCACCGGCAGGCGUCCCUUCUUCAACAUCAGAAAAUCCAUAAAAGGAAAAAGAAACGAAUUGAGUGCAAGGAAUGCGGAAAGAUGUUUUGUGGACUUGAAAACCUUAAAGUACAUCAGAACAUUCAUUCGGAAGAGAAACCUUUCAAGUGCAACAAAUGUAGUAAAGUUUUCGGCCGCCAGUCAUUUCUUAUCGAACAUCAAAGAAUUCAUACUGGAGAGAAGCCCUAUCAGUGUGAGGAAUGCGGGAAAACAUUCAGUCACCGAAUAUCACUUACUCGACAUAAGAGAAUCCAUACUGAAGAUAGACCCUAUGAAUGUGAUCAGUGUGGGAAAGCCUUCAGCCAGAGUGCACAUCUUGCGCAGCAUGAAAGAAUUCACACUGGAGAGAAGCCAUAUGUAUGCAAAACAUGUGGGAAGUCCUUUACUCAGCGCAUAUCCCUCAUUCUGCAUGAAAGAAGCCAUACUGGGGAGAAACCCUAUGAAUGUAAUGAAUGUGGGAAGGCAUUUAGUAGUGGCUCAGACCUUAUCAGACACCAGAGAAGUCAUUCUUCAGAGAAACCAUACGAAUGUAGUAAAUGUGGUAAGGCAUAUAGUCGCAGUUCAUCCCUGAUUCGACAUCAGAACACACAUUCUGAGGGAAAAUCCUAAAGUUGUUUCCAAAUCUGUAAAAGCAAAGAAUGAGGUUAUCAAAGAAGUGUUCAGAGGCAUGAAGAAUGUGUGUGCUCUUGACUUAUGAUGGGGUUAUGUCCCAAUAAACUCAUAAGUUAAAAAUAUUGUAAAAAUCCAUUAAACGGCUAGGCGUCAUGGCACACACCUUAAUCCCAGCACUUGGGAGACAGGCAGGUGGAUCUCUGUGAGAUCAAGGCCAGCCUGGUCUGUAUAGCAAGUUUCAGGCCAGCUGGGCUACAGGGAAACCCUGUCUCAAAAAAAAAAAAAAUCAUGAAACGUAUCUGUUCUACCAAAUGGGAUAGUUUAGCAGCAUAGUACAAUGUGGCGUAUCAAUUGUUCACUCUCCUGAUUGCAUGGCUUCCUGGAAGCUACGCCUCAUCCUGCUGCCCAGCAUCAUGAAAAUAUCAUCUGCCGACCACUUGCAUAGGGACACAUCACAACUUGACACACAGUUUCUAUCUGAAUGCAUAUUGCUUCUUUACCAUCAUAAGCUGAAAAAUCCUAAGUCAAAAAUCAUGUGUGUCUGUGGGGGGACACUAUAUUUACCUAUAAAUUUUGUAUAUAUGGGACCAUUUGAUGCUGAUCUCCCUUUAAAGGCCAAGGACCAAAAGUAAUUGGUAACUUUUGAAUUGAAGAGUUGAAAUCAACUGAGAUAUGCUCAGAAGAUCGGAUCAGUCUUUAUGAAUGAAGGUGUUUAUCAUUUGACCUUUGAUUUGCAGUACAGUUUUGAGGACAUUUGACUGACCACAUACAAUGAAAUGGCUUUGCAAAGUCCAUUACAGGAAGAGAGAGUUUGAGUCUAUUCUAAGAACUCAAACUAUCAUAUAUAAGGGACUAACUGCCAAAACAGGGUGCCUCUUUCUCCUGACAGAAAUGUGUUGGGUGAGUCUUCAGGUAAAUAAGAAUAGUGCACACAAUGGUGUGAGGUGGUAGCCAUAACCACUCUGCCCCCAUAGAUAUGAAGAUAUGGCUUAAAACUCUAGUAUGACCAAGACAGGAUAAGGGGGCUAAAACCCAGGGAGUGCUGAAGAGCGAGGAACUUCAGAGCAGGGAGAAUGGUUGUUUUUUUAUUUAAAAAUAAAUUGUCUAUAUUUAUAUGAACAACAACUGCUAUUUUUGUGUAAUAAUGCUGAUGUAUGUGUUAUGGCCUUAAUGUUUGUGUCACCCGAAAACUGUGUUAAAACCCUACCCCCCCACCCCCAGUGUGAUGGUAUUUAGAAAGAAGAUUAAUGAAGCCAUGAGGACAGGGCCAUUAUAAGAAGAAAUGCCAGAGAGCUUGCUCUCUUUCUGCCCCACUUGAGAACAGGGACAACCAUCUGCAGCUUGAACAAGGCCCUCACCAGAACCUGACCAUGGCGUCAGCCUCCAUCACUGUGAGUUGCUAAAUUCUGUGAAGUCAACCAGUUUGUGGCAUUUUGUUAUGACAACUCAAGUUGACCAAUACACAGGAGAACGCCUAGGCUCAUAUACCAGGCUGUUUUCCUUUGUCGUUCACUGUGCACAAGGCCUUUUAGUCCCUCUUUCCAGCUUGUGUAAAUUAUAUAAGAAAUAAAGUCA